Molecule: messenger RNA, 2379 nt
Organism: Penicillium paradoxum
Lineage: Eukaryota; Fungi; Ascomycota; Eurotiomycetes; Eurotiales; Aspergillaceae
Exons: 1
Coding region: 1-2379 (792 amino acids)
Source: RefSeq, a predicted model, not a curated record
AUGGAUGGUCCUCCUCCACCACCGCCGCCUCAUGGCGAGAAUCCCAAAACCACGGAGGGCGAAUAUCGCAAGUCUUCAGACCUUCCGGACGGCGACUACGACAUCUUUAUCGUCCCACCCCACUCCGCUGGCGCAGGUUUCCUUUACCUUCCAUCUUUACAAUGCAACCGAAACAGUUUCCUAGCAGGCGUCGCAAGCACGCUGUUUGCGUGUUUUGUGUGGUCUUGCAUUUCCCCAAUUGUGAAGGCGUGGUACCUAGCUACUGUCGCUAGCGGCAGUGGUACAGGUAUGACGGUUUUUACGACUGUGGUUGGCUUGGCUGGGUGGCUUUUUGGUGCCGUCCAAUACGCCAGCUCUGGAGAUAACAGAGGCAGCGGCGGCUCUGGAGGUGGACGAUUCGGAUUUGGUGGAUUUGGUAGAUUUGGUGGCGGCUCUGGAGGUCCAGGCGGCUCAAGCAACGCCGGCUCAAACACCAACCAACAAUCUUCCGGUGCAAACCAUAGCAACAAUAGAGAAAGUCGGCAACGACAGCAACAUGGAGGAAAUUCUGGUGGUGGCCAAAACCACGGCAAUCAAUAUUCCGGUAAUCAAUAUGGCUCCGGUCCUCCUCCGAACUCUGAUGAUAACAAACGUGAAAAGGAGGAGGCUGAAAAGCGUGCCAAAGAACAACGCGCCCAAGAGCAGCGUGCCCAAGGGCAGCGUGCCCAAGAGCAACGUGCCCAAGAGCAGCGUGCUAAAGAGCAGCGUGCCAAAGAGGAGCGCGCCAGGGAAGAGCGCACUAGGGAAGAGCGAGCCAAAGAGGAGCGAGCUCGGGAGGAACGUGCUAGAGAAGCACGUGCUAGAGAGGAACGGGCCAAGCAAGAGCGAGCCAGAGAGGAACGGGUUAGAGAAGAACGGGCCAGAGAAGAACGGGCCAAGCAAGAGCGAGCCAGAGAGGAACGGGCUAGAGAAGAACGCGCUAAGGAGGAGCGUGCCAAGGAGGAGCGUGCCAGAGAAGAGCGUGCCCGAGAGCGAGCUAGAGAGGAAGCCGAACAGGAGCGAGUGAGAGAGGAAACGAGGCGCAAAGAAGAUUUACGCCGAAAGAUGGAGGAGUAUAAGCGCAAGCGAGACGCAGAAGCCAAAGAGAAAGAGAAAAAGCGCGAGCGUGAAGCAAUGGAGAAAGAACUCCAGGAGCGACGCGAGCAACUCGAAAAAGAGAUAGCUGCUGCAAGGGCUGCCGCAGAAAAGGAAGCACGCGAAAAGAUAGAGAAGGAAGCUGCAGAGGUCCGCGCAAGGCUAGCAAAAGCUGAAGCAGAGGCAAAAGCCAGGGCAGAAAAGCUUGAAGCAGAAGCCAAAGAGCGUGCUGCCAAGGAGGCGGCCGAGAAAGAAGCCGCCGCAAAGGCCGCCGCCCAGAAAGAGGCCAUGGCUAAAUUUGCGGCGCUCAAGGAAGCAGCGAGCAAGAAGUACGCCGAGAAGAAGGCCCAGGAAGCGAAAGAGGCUGCUGCCAAAUCACCGCCUCCCAAGCCAGCUAGUACUAGCAACAUGCCUCGCACGCCUUCUCCUAAGAAACCACCCCCUUCAUCAGCUGCCAAAACUGCUAACGAUGAUGAUGCAUACUCGUUUCGCCCCUAUGACCGACCACGGCGGCCAUAUGCAGCUGGAACCUCAGUAUCCUCUGAGUCGUCAUAUGCGGCGUCUCACUCGACUGCGCGUACAACGCCUCCUCCUUCAUACCGCAGUGCAUACUCUACCAAGGAUCCUGACAAGAUCGUGAUCCAGGGUGUAUACGCUUUCAAUAAUGCCUUCAUGAAAACUCCGGUGGCGCAGCUUGUCUCGGGGCAGGGCAUGAUCACUGACGGGUUGGUGCUACGAAUUACAACCGAAGGUCUAUUUGUCGACGACGACCUGCGAGGCAUUGGCCAGCGCGAGUGGGAUGUCAAGGCAUGGACCCUCAAGCUAGCAGAGGUAUGGUGUCCCCAACUCAAUGUCACCGCGUCUGCCAAGUCCGCAUCCGGCAACCCAUUCUCUUUCCGCCGUGGGAACAAUGUCCCCACCAACGAAGAAUCCGAGGCUUUUCUCGGCAACCUGCUCAAAGUCUGCAAGAACACUUGCCGCCUGGCCUCGCCCAGUGGGUGCUUUUCACGCAGCUCUACUGCCAGCCGCGACGGCGGCCCUGUGCACCCGCCUGGGACGGAGUCUCGUGGUCUGCACAUACUCCGCGCCAGUGUUCGUGACCAGGAAGGCAAAAAGUAUGUGUUUGUGUUGCAGGAUACCGAGGCCUGGAAGGUGGCCAUCGGUCUCCAACGGCUCCGAGGCGGUGCUUUGGUUCGCGCACUGGGUGUCUCCUCUCUGCCGGUCCCUGAGUGCAAGACUAUGCUCAGUACUCUGGGCUAUGUUUGA